AUGUGACUCUGUAUAAUAAAAAUUAUGAAAUUUAUAUUUGUCUGAUCAAUUUUGUUGUUUUCAGCUGUGCUUGGAAGAGAUAUCUUCUUGGGAGAAGAUCACGAAGCUGGUUUUAUUGAGCUUAUGCCAACUGACGAGAUGUUUUAUUGGCUGAUGAGGUCAAGAAAUAGACCUUCAAGAGACCCUCUCGUUCUAUGGCUAACAGGAGGUCCUGGAUGUGGAUCACAAAUGUCCAUCUUUUAUCAACAUGGACCUUGGUAUGUUAAUGAUGACCUAACUUUGAGAAAGAAUCCACAUUCAUGGAACGAAGUUGCUAAUGUUGUGUAUGUUGAUCAGCCACUAGGAAGUGGGUUCAGCUCAACUGAAAAGCCAGAACAUAGAGCCAGAGAUCAGGAUGAUGUUAACAAGGCGUUGUACCUAUUCCUUGUUAAAUUCUUUGAUAAAUAUCCGGAAUUUAAAGGGAGAAACUUCUAUAUUGCUGGUGAAAGUUAUGCUGGGCAUUAUGUACCAGGAAUCGUUGCUUAUAUUAUUGAACAAAGAGACCCCAACAUGAACCUGAUUGCUUCUGCAAUCGGAAAUGGAUGGGUAAAUCCAAGGACUCAGUAUCCAUACUAUAGAGAUUUUGCCGUGGAGCAUAAUCUUAUUAAUGUGGUUCAUAGUGCGCUUCUUUACCCAGCCUUUAUUGGAUGCCAGUUGACAAUUGAUACAGGCUACAACUAUUUUGCCUAUAAAGUUUGUGAAUGGAUGAUGAACACCAUUGUGGGACGCCCAAAAGCCUUCAAUGUUUUUGACAUCUCCAAGCCUUGUGAAGGCUUUGCUUGCUAUGAUUUCAGUAAUUUCGUCAACUUUUUGGAGAGAAAAGAUGUCAGAGAAAUUAUCAAUGUUGGAGAUAGGCCUUAUUAUAUGUGCAACGGAGAAGUCUUUAAGGAAAUGAAAGGAGAUCAAGUCAAUAAUUUCCAACCCCAUGUAAAGUACGCUCUUGAAAAUGGAGUAGGAGUUCUUGUCUAUAACGGAGACUUAGAUUUCAUCUGCAAUUGGAUGGGUAGCGAAGCUUGGGCAAACGAAGUUUAUUGGGAACAUCAGGAUACUUUCAGAUCAGCUGAAUAUCAAAAAUGGAUUGUUGAUGGAGAAGAAGCUGGACAAUAUAAGAGAGUCAAAGAUUUCACGGUGAUUAGAGUUUUUGAUGCUGGGCAUAUGGUCCCAAUGGAUCAGCCGAAGAGAGCCUUGGAAAUGUUCAAAGAUUUUAUUGCCAGAGAUUUCUUUUACCCAGAAUCACCAUUGGAAUAA
Molecule: messenger RNA, 1287 nt
Organism: Moneuplotes crassus
Lineage: Eukaryota; Ciliophora; Spirotrichea; Euplotida; Euplotidae
Source: the annotation of a GenBank genome assembly